AUAACAUGAUGCACAUCGCCAUGCUCUCUACUGCAUGCCUCAUUUUUAUGGGCUGCAUCAAAGUGGCCGGUUCUACGAUGCUCAACUCCAACGCUAUUAAAGUCGGUUCAGGUGCGGCGGGUGCCAGUCAUCCGGUUAGCCCGAGUCCGGACGUGUCACUUUUGGACAGUCUGAACUUCGCCCUCGAUACACCGCAGCAGCCUUUAAUCUGUGAGAGUGAUGAGGAAUGCGGUGGAGAGGAGUUUUGCUUCCAGUCUCGCGGUGUCUGUCUCCAGUGCAAGAAGCGCAGGAAGCGCUGCAUCCGGGAUGCGAUGUGCUGCCCUGGCAACCACUGCAGCAAUGGUGUUUGCAUUCCAAAUGACCCUGACAUGAUUCAGCAGCUUGGCAUGGAAGAGUUCGUGUCCAUCGCCCAUGAAAACUCUACUGCUCUAAUGCCGAAAGUUUCGACUCAAGGAUCACCACAAAACCAGAUGCUGAAAGGUCUGGAGGGAGAGAACUGUCUGAGAUCAUCAGAUUGUGCAGAGGGACUUUGCUGCGCUCGUCACUUUUGGUCCAAAAUCUGCAAGCCUGUCCUAAAAGAGGGCCAGGUCUGCACCAAGCACAAGAGGAAAGGCACUCAUGGCUUGGAGAUAUUCCAGCGCUGCGACUGCGGGGAAGGCCUGUCCUGCAGAACGCAGCGAGGAGACGGCGGCAAGGCUUCACGGAGUCUGCACACAUGCCAGAGACACUAAAUGAAAAUUCAAGGAAUUUUCUUUCACCAGCUCCCAGAGAAGCAGACUUGAGUCGAGGGAAGCAGGACUUGGAAUGGGAUACUCUGUUUUUCAACUGGUUUCCUUCAUAU
This is a messenger RNA of Danio rerio (zebrafish), 841 nucleotides long. RefSeq names its product dickkopf WNT signaling pathway inhibitor 1b (gene dkk1b). Gene Ontology annotation, biological process: negative regulation of Wnt signaling pathway. Lineage: Eukaryota; Metazoa; Chordata; Actinopteri; Cypriniformes; Danionidae. The record is from RefSeq and is marked provisional. Gene Ontology annotation, cellular component: extracellular region.